Molecule: messenger RNA, 2708 nt
Organism: Oppia nitens
Lineage: Eukaryota; Metazoa; Arthropoda; Arachnida; Sarcoptiformes; Oppiidae
Gene: CTCF
Product: transcriptional repressor CTCF-like
Exons: 8
Coding region: 228-2558 (776 amino acids)
Cellular component (GO): nucleus
Source: RefSeq, a predicted model, not a curated record
UGGCUGUUAUAUCAAGUGUUUGUACGCCUCUAUAGUCAACACAUUGAACACACAAUACAGUGAUUUGUGAGACAAUCUGGUGGUGAGUGAGAGCACUGUUAGGACUGUUAGCAAUGUUAGCACUGUUUGACUGUUAUCUCAAACAAACACAUAAUACACACUAAACUGUUCACCAAUUGAUGCCCUCUGGAAGUGAGUGACAACAAUCACAACACUCAUUAAGAGAAAUGGCGGAAAACCCGGAAACCAUUACAGACAUACAAAACUAUUUGCAGUCGUUUAACAAAGAAAUAGAUGAAAGCGGUUCCAAUGAAACCACAUUUUAUGCUAUUGACGCCAAUAAGUUGGCCGCAGGUAUUGAUGAGGGAACACUACAAAUGUUGGCCGAACAGGCGGCCAGUGGUCAGGCCGGCACAUCUGGUACCGGUCCCGAUGGCGCCUAUCAAACUGUUGCCAUUGUUCCCGACCAGGAAAAUGGUGGUUAUGUUCUUAUAGUACAACAACCGACAACAAGUGAUGCCACCGAACCAACUAUUACUACGCCCACAACUAUUCAGACUGCCGUUCCCACCAAACCUGCGAUUAGUAGUAGUACUGCGACCACUAAAAGUACGCCGAAAACUAGUAAUAAAAUGCAAACCCGAAUGAAACGAAUCAAACAGGAAAAGAAAGACUCGUCUGAAAGACCAAAUGAUAUAUCGGUUUAUGAUUUCGAUGACAUUAACUUACCAAAUGUUCCCGAAGAUGAGUCCAUCAAUGAUUUAGAAAACACGGAUCAACUACUCAAUGAUGAAGAAGGAGAUGAAUCAGGAGAUGUAAAGCCUAAUCUACAGAAAACACCGAAACGAACUAAGAAGUCACCGGCAGCUAAUGUUUCGGCUAAAAAAGUAAAACCACAGACAACUACCACUCCGGCUAAUCCUAACCAACAUAUGUGUAAUUACUGUAAUUAUACGAGUAAUAAGCGAUAUUUGUUGUCCAGACAUAUGAAGUCACACAGUGAAGAACGACCUCAUAAGUGUGGUAUUUGUGAGCGAGGAUUCAAGACCAUCGCUUCGCUUCAAAAUCAUGUCAACACUCAUACCGGUGUCCGACCCCAUGGAUGUAAAUACUGUGAAGCGGCAUUCACUACAUCGGGUGAACUGGUCAGACAUGUCCGGUACCGACACACACACGAGAAGCCACAUCGUUGUACUGAAUGUGAUUACGCAUCGGUAGAGUUGUCUAAAUUGAAGCGACAUAUGAGAUGUCAUACUGGAGAGCGACCCUAUCAGUGCCCUCAUUGCACUUAUGCCAGUCCUGAUACUUACAAAUUAAAACGACAUCUUAGAAUACAUACAGGUGAAAAGCCUUACGAGUGUGAUGUAUGUCACGCGCGGUUCACUCAAAGCAAUUCACUUAAAGCUCAUCGACUUAUUCACAGCGGAAACAAACCUAUUUUUAAGUGUGAACUGUGUCCGACCACUUGUGGCCGUAAGACUGACCUCCGAAUCCAUGUCCAAAAGCUACACACUAGCGAUAAGUUGUUAUCUUGUAAGAGAUGUGACCAGAGUUUUCCCGAUCGCUAUCAUUUCAAAUUGCAUUUGAAAACACAUGAAGGAGAGAAAUGCUUUAAAUGUGAUUUAUGUAAUUACGCCAGUGUUUCGGCCCGACAUCUUGAGUCACAUAUGUUGAUACAUACCGACCAAAAACCGUUUAACUGCGAUUUGUGUGAUCAAUCAUUUCGUCAAAAGCAGUUAUUAAAGAGACAUAAGAAUCUGUACCACAAUCCUGCAUAUGUGGCGCCGCAGCCAAAGGAGAAGACACACGAAUGUCCUCAAUGUAACAAAGCUUUCAGACAUAAGGGAAACCUUAUGAGACAUAUGCAGAUUCACGAUCCCGACGCUUAUAAAGAACAAAAUAUCAAUUAUAAUCGUAUGAAUGACUCGACUCAACUUAUUGAUGAUGAAGAUGAAGACGAUAUGGAAGAUUCGUCACAAAUGAUUGUUCCCAAUGAGAGUGAUGAAGAACAUACACUAUCGUUCACUUUGGAUCCACAAACACAACAGAUCUUACAAAACACUAAUGGAGAGCAAGUGGUAGUCUUCGAAGUGGUUCAGAUGCCUAAUAAUGAUAAUGACAGCACAACACUUCCAGAUGAAGGACAGUUAGUCACAGAACAACUUAAUCUAUUACAGGCCUCCACUUCUAAAGGUAAAGGAAAGACUCGUUACGCUAUUGCUCGACAAAAUGGCGCCAAUAAUUCUAAUGAUAACUAUAUAAUUCAAUUAUCAACUGAAGACGCCGAAGCAGCCAAUGCUAUCCAAGACGACAGUAUUAUUGAUGAUCCCGAUUAUAUGCCUAAACAUUCUGUCCGUCUCAGUUCGGCGCCUACCACUUCUUCAGGCCUCAUAUCUCAGCCCACUUCUAUUCCUCCGCCACCUCUUGUAACCGAUGACACCAAACAAUUGAGAGAUCAAAUACAGAAACAAAAAGAUUUAGCAAAUUGUUUUGGAUUUAAGGAUGACGAUGAAGAAGAUGAUGCUAUUCUAUCAAUGCCUGCCGUUCACGGACAGUGAUGACAGUGAUAGUGAUACUAUAAAUCUGUAUUGUAGAUGAAUGUUGACAUUACUAAUAUGAUAGGACAUUGAAUUAUGUUUAUAAGUUGUUAACAAAAUUGUCUAUUAAUUUACAUAAAUAGACAUUUUGUUAUAUUUUUAAUAUCUAUG